AUGGACAAAACGCCGACUAGGAACCGACAGACAUUACUGAAGAAACUCUGCCUCAGAAGAGAUGGCUUUUGGUACCAGUUGCUCUGCGAGGGUUUUGCUUCCGUCACUGGUGCUAUCCAAGAAGGGUUCUCCACCCUUCUUGCACAUUCUACUUCCGGCGGGCCUGUCCCGACCUCUGCUGCCGCCCCCGUGACAUCCCCCGUCUUGCCCCAUCGGGGUCAUGCUUCUACCCGUGCUGAAGCACCCGCCACCCCCCGUAUUGGACCGGAAAUCGCCCACGUAAUUCCGUUCUCCAUGGGCGCCUGCGGUAAUAAGCAGAGGGAGAAGGAGGUAGCCCAAACCUGGGCGACACUUAAGCGCCUCUUUCUCGUUGCCAUUGGCCCAAGCGACAUUGAUGAUCCAACCAAACUGUUAAAUUUGUGGUAG
Messenger RNA from Nannizzia gypsea CBS 118893, 426 nucleotides. RefSeq lists its product as hypothetical. The coding region runs from base 1 to 426 and encodes 141 amino acids. The record is from RefSeq and is a predicted model, not a curated record. The transcript has 3 exons. NCBI's taxonomy places the organism in Eukaryota, Fungi, Ascomycota, Eurotiomycetes, Onygenales, Arthrodermataceae.